AUGACUAUCAACAAGAGUCAAGGUCAAUCACUACGUAAGAUUGGAAUCUAUUUGUCACAGCCCGUAUUUGCACAUGGACAGCUUUACGUUGCCCUCUCCCGAGCAACAUCACCAGAUUCGAUAAAGAUACUAAUAAACAGCAGUGACACAACUAAAAACAACGAAACAAAAAAUGUUGUCUUCAAAGAUUUACUACACAAAGUUACUUCAACUGAGAAUUUUAUAUUCUCAUCUAAAUAUCCAGCUUACCUCUACACAUUUCUUUAUAUUAGAGAACACAAACAACCCAUGACGAGUAUCUCAGAACAGAAAGCUGAGGGUAUCGGAGGCCCCUUACAUGUUAGAAUACUACGCAAAUGGAAGCACGAUGUCCGGCAAUACGAGACCUGGUACCUGACUGUUGACAGAUUUGCAGAUGCAAUUCAAAUUCUUGGACAGCGAACAAAUCAGAGCUACAUUGAAUAUGUUUCCAAUGUUUCAGAGUGUUACAUUAUAUCAGAUUAUAGCUGUCCUCAAUUAGACAAGUAUCAAAAAGUUCUCGAAAAUGACUUCUAUAUUGAUGUUGGCCUCAAGUCCAUCAUACAGCGAAUUCCAGACACAAUAACAGUUCCAAAAACCUGGUUUCACUUCGUAUCAAAGUCACAUCUGAUAGAACUCGGAGAAGCACCACCAUACUAUCCAGGAGCAUUACGACACGGGUCAUCACAUGCUACACAUAUCUAUGUCAAUCCAAAUAUACCGGAGACAACAUCACUCAUAAAUUUAUUCACAGGACCCUCAAGGCCAAUACCAGCAUUAUCAGGAACUCCCUCAACCUUAUACGACAUGAAACUGAAAAACAGAUCCGAUCUACUGGAUAAAACUUUCAUAGUACAAGCUUCAAUCAAGGAAUUUCACUUCCAAAACACUUGGUACCAAACAACAUGUCUAAUCUGUAAAGAUCCGAUUUUCAGAAGAGGUGACCAGUGGUAUUGCAGUGCACAUGGACUCAUUGAAAAGCCAACCUACACAUACAAACUCACAGUCACCAUUACCGACACAACGGACACCAUACCUGCGAUUGUCUCUGAAACAUCAUGUCAGAAGCUGUUAAAAUCAUCGCUUGAAAAGUUCAUAUCCAACAACCCGCUCACAAACAGAAACAACCUGCCUUCAAUCAUCACCGAUCAAAAAGAACAAACAAAAACUAUGUCUAUCCAAAUGCUCAGGGCAUCAACUCCCGACAACAUCCGUUUCAUAAUAAUUGACAUCCAACAAUCAACAACACCACCAGAGUCACCUGUUCCAACAACACCAGGCCAAACACGGAUGCCAAGAAUGCGAUCAGAUGACGGAACACCUCAGGCAAGUGAACCUCCACGCCCUGUCGCACGCACCCUGACCUUCACUCCACCAGGACCACCACCAACAAAAAUUCAAAAACGGACCUCAAAAUAG
Lactuca virosa is the source of this 1437-nucleotide messenger RNA. Lineage: Eukaryota; Viridiplantae; Streptophyta; Magnoliopsida; Asterales; Asteraceae. The record is from the annotation of a GenBank genome assembly.